AUGGAGCGGCCAGCAGCCAAUGGCCAGCCAAUGGCCGGCAGCAUAGGGGCUGGCGGUCGGAGGUGCUGGUGGAGCAGGUGGCCGGCCUCGAACACACUCACAUGCAUCCCAAGACGACAGGGUGGGCACUUGCUUAUGCAAUUGCACCGAGCCCAGAACGAUGUGCCGAGCGCUUGGGGGGGGGGCUGCGAGCCCGCUGCCCGAGUGACGAUUGCAAUGGCACAGCAUGUGCGUGGUAGUGGUGAGCAGGCGGGCGGAGGCGGUAGGUGUUGUAGGGUUAAUGACGCCUACCCACCGGCCGCACCCUUGCCCAUGCCAAUGCCAUCUGCAUCCCAGCCCGCUUUCGCCGCCGACGUUGUCACCGCCACCGUGGUGUUCGGGCUUGGGGAUCGAUGUGCAAAGGUCACGCUGAUCGCAGCACCACAGCUCCGCAUCGCCGUACUCGUCUGCUGUCACUGCUACCUUUACUUGCACCAUCCCAUGGCCCCCGCUCGCCGACACCUACCUAAACGUCUGACGCUUCCGUGGGCCACCUGUCGUGGGAGGCAGCAACUCAACGGCCGCGGCGGCACAAUUUUUUUUUCACGCAUGGCGAACGGGCCCGAGGUGACGGUGGUGGAUAUCGCCAUCAGGCUGCGAUUCGUGGGCUAUGCGUCUUGA
This is a messenger RNA of Bipolaris oryzae ATCC 44560, 660 nucleotides long. RefSeq lists its product as uncharacterized. The record is from RefSeq and is a predicted model, not a curated record. The transcript is spliced from 2 exons. Bases 1 to 660 code for a protein of 219 amino acids. Lineage: Eukaryota; Fungi; Ascomycota; Dothideomycetes; Pleosporales; Pleosporaceae.